Molecule: messenger RNA, 429 nt
Organism: Penicillium cosmopolitanum
Lineage: Eukaryota; Fungi; Ascomycota; Eurotiomycetes; Eurotiales; Aspergillaceae
Exons: 1
Coding region: 1-429 (142 amino acids)
Cellular component (GO): cytosol
Molecular function (GO): deaminase activity
Source: RefSeq, a predicted model, not a curated record
AUGUCAUCUGUCAUCUACAAGAACCUGCCAGGCCCAGUGGGCGAUUGCCUAAAGCCUUCUCUUGCGACUACUGCCACGCUCCCGGUGUCUCCGACGACAUCUUUUGUCUAUACCACUGGCCAUAUCGGGCUGGACUUGGAGACUGGGAAUAUAAUAAAUAGCCCAGUGGAGAAUGAGUUCGAGGCCAUAUUCGACUGUCUCGAUGCGGCUUUGCGACAUGCUGGAGCAACUUUGGGAUUGCGACACGCUUUCAACUUGGUGGCCUAUCUAGUCGAUUCCACCGACGAGGAGACAAUGAUGCGAGUGUUCCGACAGAAGUUUCCCGGUCACACACCCACAUGGACAACUGUUGUAGUCAAGGAAAUUGUUGUGCCAAAGAUGAGAGCAGAAAUAUCCGCUUCGGGGGUGAUAUUCCAUAACGGCGACUAG